GAAUGUACAGAUCCUUGUUGCAACGCAACUUCGUGCAAAUUGAUGCCCGGAGCCCAGUGUGCCACUGGAGACCCUUGCUGUCACCAAUGCAAGCUACGCAAUGCUGGACAUGUCUGCCGCGUAGCCCAAAACGAAUGUGACCUCCCCGAAUUCUGCGAUGGGGCAUCGCCACGCUGCCCUUCCAACGUCUACAAGCAAGAUGGCACCUUGUGCGAAGGAGGCAAGGCUGUUUGCUAUGGGGGGAUCUGCCCCACUUACUUAAGCCAGUGCCAAGGACUUUGGGGUCCCG
This is a messenger RNA of Python bivittatus (Burmese python), 289 nucleotides long. The record is from RefSeq and is a predicted model, not a curated record. NCBI's taxonomy places the organism in Eukaryota, Metazoa, Chordata, Lepidosauria, Squamata, Pythonidae.